Pipistrellus nathusii (Nathusius's pipistrelle) is the source of this 1329-nucleotide messenger RNA. The record is from the annotation of a GenBank genome assembly. Lineage: Eukaryota; Metazoa; Chordata; Mammalia; Chiroptera; Vespertilionidae.
AUGUCUUCCAUGUUUGAGAGAGCUAUCAAGAAAUUGGUCAAAGAGAUUGGAGACCAGGAGCUCAGACCUGUCAAAUGCUUGGAGAGCACCACCAAGAUACAUCGGUUUUCUCUAAUACGGAGGAAGAAGGCUCGCUCUCUGUUUUGGCAACUACCUGAUAUCCCACUUGGCAUCUCCCUCAUGCACAUCCUCAAACCAGGUUCUUGGGUCCCAGAUGCCGCUGUGAAAGUGCCUGCCCUGUUCAGUGGCACCAUGGUAUGGAAGCAGCAGGCGGCUGGGAACGUGAAUGCUGGGGCAGAAGCAGGCUUCUUGGAGGAGACGACUGUGUGUCAAAAGUCCUCCCUUGAGUACCAGAUUGUUAGCACCCCACAGGAAACCUGGACAGAGCUUCAGGAGAGGAAACUGCUGAAACCAGAGCCGCUGUUCCUGAAGCAAUGCCGGGAAGCAGGGAUGAAUCUGUAUGUUGUGACCGACACCGUGGAGCUGCUCAACGACACUGAGCUGCAGGACUUCAGCAGCGCGAAUGUCUCAGGGAAAUUCUCCAUCCUUCUGAAUAUUUGGGGCAAGAGUGAAGGACAGGGAUGGGGUAGCAAAGUGAGAGAGAAGAAGCUGACUGUGCCCAAGGGCUCCGUGCUGGCCUAUAGGAGGAAGCAGCUCUAUUUCUACGAAGAUGAGUGGGGCAUUCACCACAUCGCAGAUGAUGACGAAACCUUUCUAGCAGGAAGAGUGCAGGAAGCCCUUGGGCUGGAUUUCAAGCAGCUGCAAGAGGAGGUUUCCCAGAAAGUAAAAGCUUUCGAGCUCUCAAAGCGCUUGCAUUGUGUUGUGUUCUCCAACCUCCUGGAGAUGCUUGGGGACCGCAAGGCUCUUCAUGACCUCCUGGAGAAGCUUGAACUGGAACCCUUCGGGCAUUUGGAUGGCCCUGGUGGCACCAUCUUAAGGGAACUACGAAAGGAAUCCCGCUAUCUACGGGUUGACUCACAGUUCCUCCUCCUCUACCUUCUUGAAGCCUUAAUGGUGCUGAGUGACAUCCAACUUGGUCUUCUGGCUCAGUCCCUGGAGAAGAGGAUCCUCCUCCCGCAGAGGGACCUGGUGAGGAGCAUCCUGGAGUCCAACUUCAACUGCUCUCAGAACACUCCCUUUACCCUCCAGCCUGAGCUCCUCGCCCCACUUCAGGGGGAGGGCUUGGAUAUCACCUAUGGGCUGCUGGAUGAGUGUGGCCUGCAGAUGGAGCCAAACAGCCCCAGGUCAACCUGGAACCCAGAAGCCAAGGAGCCCCUGUCUGCCCUCUACGGGAUCCUCUCCGUGCUGAAGCAGCUGGCUGAGGCCUGA